Messenger RNA from Pichia membranifaciens NRRL Y-2026, 2532 nucleotides. RefSeq lists its product as hypothetical. The transcript is spliced from 2 exons. Gene Ontology annotation, molecular function: actin binding. The coding region runs from base 1 to 2532 and encodes 843 amino acids. Lineage: Eukaryota; Fungi; Ascomycota; Pichiomycetes; Pichiales; Pichiaceae. The record is from RefSeq and is a predicted model, not a curated record.
AUGCCUCCGCCACUGGGCGGCACUCCACCGGCGCCUCCUGCCAUCACACCGGACAGAAACGCACUCUUGGGAGACAUCAGAAAGGGUAAGGCGUUGAAGAAAGCGGUCACCAACGACAGGUCGGCUCCAAAAGUGGGUAACUCCUCAGGGUCUAGCAGCAACGCGGGGUCUAGCAUGCCAAUGGGCAUGGGGAUGCCUCCGUUCGGCAAUGCUCCUGCGUUGCCGAAAAGCAGCAACGGGAAUUCGUCGGGGGCACCAAUGGCCCCCUCUUCUGCUCCCCAAGUCCCUCAAUUGGGCGACAUCUUUGCCGCAGGCGUGCCGAAGUUGAAACACGUCUCCCAUCCGCCAAAGACAACCUCAUCGGGUCCAUCCGUGCCUACACAGAGACUGAAUAUACCUGCAAACCCACACAGGAGAACAGACUCAACGAGUUCUCUGGCGUCCGUUGUUUCGGGGAAGUCGAAGCCGAAAAUGCCCUCUAAAAGACCAACCAUCUCAUCUCCAACCUCUUCAUCUGCGGCGCCACGGGCGCCAGCCCCGUUCGGUGCUCCUGCGCUGCCAAAUGCUCCACCUCCAAUCCCAGGAGCUCCUCCUUCGCUUUCAAACAUGUCUGCUCCUCCUGCGCCACCUCCGCCGUCUGCUCCACCACCUCCAAGCUUUGGGGCUCCGCAAGCGCCAGCGCUUCCUAAAUCAGCUGCACCUCCGGCUCCUUCAGUACCUCCACCUCCACCGUCAUUUUCAUCACCAUCGCCGGGUUCUCCUCCGCCACCACCACCCGCUCCUCCUCCGCCACCUUCAUUUUCAUCACCAUCGUCAGGUCCUCCUCCUCCACCUGGCCCACCUCCUCCACCUUCCUUUGGAAGUGCUCCCACAGCAAAGAAGUCGUCCACACCUGCCCCUUCAGGCGGCGGAUUACCUUUUUUGGCUGAAAUCAACCAAAGGAGAAACGAGUCUUACGUUGUUGAUGACAAUGCGGUUGCCAAGAAGUCAUCUGCUCCUACCAGUGCACCUAUCGAGCAAGAAAGAAUAAUUGCAUCUGCUCCUGCUGCUCCAAGUGCUCUUGCUCCAAAUACUCCUACUCCAAGUGGGAAUCCACUGCUGGAUGAAAUGAUGCGGAGGACACACAAAUCAACAAUCAAUUCUUCGUCUUCUAACAGAUCCUCAUCCGCUUCAACUCCUCCUUCGGCACCAGCACCUCCUCGACUACAAGCACCAAGCAUCCCAAAAAUGCCUCCUCCUGUUGCUGCACCGUCUAUUCAGUCAUUCAAUGCUCCAAAGGCACCUGCUCUUCCCACAUCAGCUGCACCUCCGGCUCCGCCAGGACCCCCACCUCCACCAUCAUUCCAAUCAGCGUCAUCAUCUGGUCCACCUCCUCCACCUGGCCCACCUCCUCCACCUUCCUUUGGAAGUGCUCCCACAGCAAAGAAGUCGUCCACACCUGCUCCUUCAGGCGGUGGGUUACCUUUUUUGGCUGAAAUCAACCAAAGGAGAAACGAAUCUUACGUUGUGGACGAUAAUGCGGUUGCCAAGAAGUCAUCUGCUCCUACCAGCGCACCUGCAGAACAGGAUAUGGCAGCGGCAUCUGCUCCACCUGCACCUGCUGUGCCUAGUACCCCUGCUUUGAGUGGGAAUCCGUUAAUGGAUGAAAUUAUGAGAAAAGCUCACAAAUCGUCGCCGAGUUCUGCAUCUCGAAUCAGCACCCCGGCUCCUCCUUCUUUGCCUCCUACAACUCAUCCAAAUAUACAAGAAAACAUCCCACCUGCAUUUGCCAUGCCUGGAAUGGGUAUACCUCCAAAAGUAUCACCUUCUCCUCCACCGGCUCCUCCUCCUGCUCCCUCGCUACCACCCUCUGCUCCUCCUUCCUUACCAACUAUUUCCGCUCCACCAGUACCGCCAAAUCCACCUUCUAAUUUUCCAUAUAACGAUAGAAACUCGACACAAAAUGAUACAUCCGAUAAUUCUAGUAUAUUUUCGGAGUCUACAACCGCUACCUCAUCGUUCAGAAAAAAGCCACCACCUCGUCCUCCAUCCCAACCACCAUCAGUACAAAACGAUUAUACUUCUCCCUCCAAGUCGCAACCCCAAUUGUCGGUCGAUACCAAUUCAUUAAACCUUACCUCUGCUCCAACUGUUUCACCUAAAACCUCACGAUCGAAUUACCUCAGUGCGGUUGAAGAUAGCUCACUGUUCACAAACAUCAGAUCUAAAUUUGGAGGAGGCGUUUUCAAGCAUCACCAUCAAAAGUCGCCAGGAGGGGCACAAAGUAGCGAUCGAAUUGUUCAAACUCAGGUUGCAGGUAACGAAAUACGUAAAAUUGAUAUUUCUGCUUACACAAUCACAGGCUCGGCUGGAGGCACAGCAGCAUCAGCUAAUGGUAGCUCUGCAUCAAAUGGACAUCUUAGAAUGGAAAGUUCAAGGUUCAAAUUUUUAGAUCAAAAUGAAUUACCAAAACCACAUACGUUUGAAGGACGGAUUAAGUUGUAUCCUAGCGGACGAGGGAGCAGUGUUCCCUUGAACUUGAGUGGAUUUUAA